This is a messenger RNA of Selaginella moellendorffii, 2300 nucleotides long. Its product is annotated as protein MID1-COMPLEMENTING ACTIVITY 1. NCBI's taxonomy places the organism in Eukaryota, Viridiplantae, Streptophyta, Lycopodiopsida, Selaginellales, Selaginellaceae. The record is from RefSeq and is a predicted model, not a curated record. Gene Ontology annotation, biological process: cell surface receptor signaling pathway. The transcript is spliced from 9 exons. Bases 374 to 1588 code for a protein of 404 amino acids.
UAAAAACCUUAUUAUUUUCUCGUGCGCUCCUCCGUCUCUCUCUUCUCUCUCUCUCUCUCUUGUGCGCGCGUGCGUGCUUUGGCGAUGGCGGACGAUAGCGACGAUUCGAGCAGCGAUGCGGCGCUGGGAGCUCACUAACGCCGGUAUGCUCGCAUUUCACGAAUUCCUGGUAGAAAAUUCCGGCCGGCAGGAGCUCCGGCUGGAAAUUUCGCUGUGGCGCGCCUAGGGUUGUCCAGAUCGUCGAGAGCUCGCACGAUUGAGCUCCGAGGCAGGCGCUGGAUGGAAUCCCAGCGAUUCUACAGGCGCUGGGCUGGAAUCGGUGGAAUGUAGCUAGCGGACAGGGCAUAGAGCAGGGAAAUUCUUGGCGGACGAGAUGGUUUUCCCGGUGGGGGACGUGGCGACCGUUGCCCAGAUUGCUGGCCUUGAUUCUCUCAAGCUCAUAGCGGCUGUUGCGGCCGCGGCCAAGAACGCGCGCAUGCACAAGAAGAACUGCCGGAAUUUCGCGCAGCACUUGAAGCUCAUUGGGAAUUUGCUGGAGAAGCUGAGGCUAUCGGAGCUCAGGGAGCAUCCAGAGACUAGCGAGCCUCUCGAGCGUCUAGAGGAGGCUCUCAGGAAGGCUUACAUCCUCGUCAACAGCUGCAAGAACAAGAGCUACCUCUACCUCUUGGCGAUGGGAUGGAACAUCGUUAACCAGUUCAAGCUACGCCAGGCCGAGAUCGACCGACUUCUCCAGAUUAUUCCUCUCAUCAGUCUCGUAGAUAACAAUCGGGCCAAGCGAGAGCUCCGUGAGAUACAACGAGACCAGAAAGAGUACACUCUGGACGAAGACGAGCUCCGGCUCCAGGAAACAGUUUUAAAACCUGACUUAAGCGUCAACGAGUCGAGGGAGCUGCGGAGGAACCUCUCUCGGAACUACCCGGGGCUUGCUCUCGAGGAAGCUCUCCGGAAAGAAAACAAAAAGCUCAAGAAAGAGCUCCAGAAGAUGCAGUCGCUCAUGGAGGAAGACCAGUGCGACGUGAUCCGCCGUCUUAUUGACAUCACCGAGACUGACGUGAAGGGUACCUACGAGAAGGAUCCCGAUUAUAUGAAAGAAGCCAAGAAGUACGAGCAAUCCAAUUACGAGCAGUCCAACUCCGACGCAUACACCUAUCAGGAGAGCCACAAAUCCAAUGAAACGGCUUCUAAAUCCUGGCAACUACAAGAUUGGCAUCAUGAUCUUUAUGGAUGCUGUGGGAGCCCCCUGCUGUGCGUGGGGACAUUCUUGUGCCCUUGCUGCACAUUUGCUACAGUCGCGGCGACUGCCACUAAUGGAAUAAUGCCCAAGCAUGCUGCUUGCACAAACUGUUUGAUUUACACGAUGGUGCUUAGCUGCUGCUUCUACACCUGUUGCUUCCGGCGUAAACUACGCAAGCUGUACAACAUCGAGGGCGGGUCCUGUGACGAUUGCUGGGCACAUUUCUUGUGCUUCUGCUGCGCGCUCGUUCAAGAGGCACGGGAAAUCAAAGCUCGUGAACGGGAUGGAGAGGGCAGUAGCAGCCAGAAGAGGAUGAUGCCCCCAUCGGAGCAAUGCAUGGAGCGCGAUCAUUGACCCCCCCUUGUGCAAUACCAACACUUAAACAAGGAGGGACAAGCCGAGAGAAAGUUUUUGUUUGUCGGAGAAGUUUGGAGGGAGGGAGAAAAAGAGAGGGGGAGAGAGAUUUGGUGUUUGGUUGGGUUUGGUUUGUGACAGGUCACGUUUGUAAGAACAAGGCGUCAAAGCGAAGAUAAAGAUGGAUCGUCCAUCCAUCAAAAGAUAUAACUUGCAACACUCGGUACCCAUGGAUGGAGCCAGCAAACAAGCACAUACAGAGCAAAGCAAGCAGCAGUGCCGCCUUGAUUGGUGCACACGACGUUUGCAUCCCUUUGACAUCCACGUUUUUAUUUAUAUGCGGCUUUGAAAAUCGCGGCUAAGGGGAGCUCUCCUCUCUCUCUCUCUCCCUCUCCCUCUCCCUCUCUCUCUCUCUCUCUCUCUCUCUCUCUCUUACUUUCAAGGGGGGAUCUUUUCCAAGCGCGAAAGUGAUUUGCGUUUGCAUGGCAACGAUGCAAACGCGAAAAAGGAGCUCGCUGUCUACGUAUGUGUAUCCAAUUCAAUCACAUUUACGCGAUCGGAGCUCUACGUCAUCGUCGUCAUGUCCAAACGCUCCCUUUCCAGCCUCUGCCAAAGAAACUAAUUAAUAAAGAGGGAGAAGGAAAAAGGAGUCUCUAAACCUCUUCUUUGUAGCAGCUUUGGUAGAAUGAAUAUAAGCGUUCGCUCGUUUGCC